GCGCGAGGCGGGAGAGCAGCAGGCCUCGGCUCAACGUCCUGUUCCCGCUCUGACCUCAGGAGGCGGCUGCCCAGGGCCCAGGCGCGGCCGGUGACCACGUGCCGACGACAGCAGCCAUGGAAGUCGGCUCUUGCUUUAGAAACUACUACGACUUCAAAGAAUGCUUCAACACGUACAAGAAGGAGAACAAGUGCCACUACGGCUUAAAGAACUGCGUCUCGGUCCGCUUUUACAACCGCAAACAUGGAACCAGCAUCCGUGAGGACAUCACGUUCAUCCAGGUGAAGUUUGGCUGUGUCCGGACACGGGAAUACAGUAAGAAGAGAAAACAACAGCCCAGCUUGUGUCCGGCCUUUUUUAUCCUGCAGUAUAACGAGGAAAUAGAUCGGUUGGUGAUUACUGACCUGAACAGCAAUCACAUCCAUGUAGACCCAGGAGGAGCUUCCCUGGCCCGUACUAGCUCUUCUCAAGUGACAAGAGCCACAACCAAAACUGCAGGUUGCUUGGCAGACGGCAGCCCCAGAACAAAACUGCGCAGACAACAGUCGAGAGAGACCGAAGCCACCGUGACGCUGAGUGAGGAGUGCGCGAUGGCUGACGUGACUCUGAAUGGGGCCUCUGCGCCGCUCACCAAGGCUGCUGUGCUCCCCGAGCCAGUGAAGGAAAGUGCCUCAACUUCAGCGUUAGUCAGAAUUGCAGAGGUCAUGAAAAACUUCCUGAGGGUGGACAUGGGCUCGCUGGCUUCUAUCAGCGUGGGCAGCAACCAGGACCUCGACAGACUGAACUUCCAGACCAGCAAGAUGAGGAGCCUGUUUGUCAAGUUCCCAGAGAGCCUUUUGCUGCACAGGGUGCAGAGCGAGCGAGGGCAUGUGCUUUACGCUUUCCUGGUGGAGAGUAAGGAGCGAGUAGGGAAGAUGGUGCAUUUUGCUGUCCUGAAGGAGGACACUGGUGAGAAUGUAAGCAAAAUGCUGACUGUCUUCAGAGAGUUCAAUCCCGAGUGGCAGAAGGUCAAGGUAGUCUUUGUGGACAUGUCUUUUCGUCACAAAGCCACCAUGCAGGAGCUCUUCCCCACAACCCAGGUGCUUCUCUCUGUCUACCACACUGUCCGAUUCCUUGAGAAGAAGGUCAAGGAAACAGAGGCCUCAGUUUCCUUCAAACACAAGCUGAAGCUGGCUUUGAAGGAGGUGGUUUUUUCUACCUCCACUGCAAAUCUAGACAUCUUGUCUCAGCUGGUAAAGCGCUUGGACAAGGAGCUGUACGACUAUCUUCAGACCAACUGGUUCUCUUGUGAGAUGCUGUGGUACAUGCACGCAAAGAAGGGCCUUCAUUCCUGCAGCACCUAUGUAGACAGUCUGGAUCUCAUCACUCAUAAAAUAUCCAGUCUCUUCAACAAGCAGUUAUCCCUGGAGACCAGCAUUGUUCACUUUGUUGAAUAUGCAGACUGCUUCAAUACCAAAGGUCUGGAAAACCUGAACCAGGGCAUCUCAGUUGUUGAGGAGGAGAAUCGGAGCAAACGCAUGGAAAAAUCUAAGGUGCGUACUCGCGCCUCCUUGAAACGCACCCCUGAUGCUGCCUCACCACCCCAAAACAAAUGUUCUGAGCCCCCCAGCCAAAUUGCCAAACAGAAUCCUGCAAAGACCCCAGGCACCAUGCUGGCAGCGAUCCGAGAAAGUUGCACAGACCUGAGCUACCAGCUGUGUCUGAAUGAAUGGGAGGUGGUACAGCGGUCAACUCAGCUCAUUAAUGUCAUGAAAGAUAAUAUUGUGGUGCAGUUGCUAGAAGACACACACCAAGUCAGCAAAGACUGCAAGAGCUGCAGCUGUUACUUUCACUGCCGGUACCAGCUCCCCUGCAGGCACAUCCUCUCUGUUCUGCAUGCCAACAAGAAAGCUGUGGAAGAAGCUAUGGUAUGCAAGCGUUGGCAGAAGAAGUACCAGCAUCUUUCAGUCUUGGGAGAAAAUCUCCUAGAGGAUAUUAGGCCCUCAGUAGGUAACCUGCCAGCAGCUGCAGAAGAAAGAUACGACAAAAUCCAGUCCCUCAGCAAGGAGCUUGCUAAUCUCCUGAUGCAGUGUGAUGGGGAAGAGUUAGAAGAGCGCAGCUCCACGCUCAAAAUGAUUGUGGAUAUUUGGGCAAAAUCCUCAGAGCCAGUGGAGGACUCUGGGAAAUGUGCCACUUUCAGAAAUGUGGGGGACUUGCCAUUUCUGUGGGUAAAGCAGGAGGAAAUGGAAAUGGAGGAUGCUGAGAGAUCACUGGCAGGUACCAACAUGGUCCAGAUUUGAAAUGUCAGCCAUUCUGAACUCAGACUGGGAGAUUCAAGUGAGCUGUUGGUUUAACCCUCUCCUAGCUUCUUAUGGUUCUCUCCCCAUUCCCAGUCCCAGGAGACUCAGGGUUAACUGUUAACUUCCAAGACUGUUGAAGAGCUCAGUAAUAAACUUGAGACUUUCCUGUGUGAUCUUGUGUCUUCUCGGACUAGCCAUGUUGUGGGGAUUUUUGUUUUCUUGUUUGCAAGAUAGGAUAGAUGGGUAGAAUAUGGCAAUUCCCACUUGCCAAGAACACGCGAGGUGCCUGUGUGAGAACCUCAGGGCUGCUGAAGUCCGGCCAGUAAUGCUCUGUUGGAUGGUCUUCUUAGCCCUACCACAAAGGCCUGAAAACAAAGCUGAAUCUAGUUCAGGGGGCCUUGCACUUAGCCCCUGGUUUUAGGGAUAAAAUGAACGAGAUUCCUGGCUCAUUCUUCAGUUUCUGGAAAUUGGUUUUUUGGUUUCAAAAUUUGGAGUGAAUGUGUUCUCAUUGCUCGCUGUGGUAAGAUUUAAAAAAAAAAAGUACUUGGCUUCAUACAGGCAGAGAGAUCUAAGUCCAGCUGCCUGCCUCCCUUCACCCUCUGCUGUGCACUAUUUCAGGGCUGUGCCCUGCUCUCUAAGUAGCAGCUGGAAGAAAGUGCAAUAAUGGUUUGUAUGUUGCUGUUUGUGCUGAGGCCACUGCUAGCAGUGGUCAUGUCGCUGCUGUGUAUUUAGACCAAAUUAAUUGUUAAAAUACAGUUCUGACUGUUGUUUUGCCAUUAAAUUUGUUUUCCAGUUUGGCUUAGGCCGUA
Molecule: messenger RNA, 3088 nt
Organism: Pelodiscus sinensis (Chinese soft-shelled turtle)
Lineage: Eukaryota; Metazoa; Chordata; Testudines; Trionychidae
Source: RefSeq, a predicted model, not a curated record